AGAUAGGACUAUGCACAUUUACCUAUCGUACCUUUCCUUUGUGAUUUCAGGCUCUUCCACAGAUACGGAGACCGUUCCACAGGAGGGGCAGUAUAUAGAGGAACACAGGGGUCUGUACAAGGACGUGAUGAUGGAGAAUCACCGGCCCCUCACAUCACUGGAUGGGCCCAGUAACAGAGAUACCCCAGAGAGAUGUCCCCGUCCUCUGUAUUCCCAGGAUUGUACAGAGGAGAAUCACAGGACCCCACAGGAGGAUCAGAUAGAACGUCUGUCUGAUAUUAAGGCAGAAGAUAUAGAGGAAGAAGAAGAGACGUAUGUGAAUGAUAUAAAGGCAGAAGAUACAGAGGGAGAAGAAGAGACGUAUGUGACUGAUAUAAAGGCAGAAGAUAUAGAGGGAGAAGAAGAGACGUAUGUGACUGAUAUGAAGGCAGAAGAUAUAGAGGAAGAAGCAGAGACGUAUGUGAGGGGUGAUCAGCAGUGUAAGGAGGAGGAGAUCCCUACAGAUAUCAGCACAGCAGAUGGACACACAAGCAGGAACAUCUCAGAAGGACAUCUAAUGUUAUCCUCGGAUUGUGACAUAAAAGAUAAUGACAGUAGACAGGAUUCUCCAGGAGCUAAUCCCAUUACCCCAAUUAUACAUCCAGCUCUAUCAGCUGAUCCCCCUGAUCCUGGGAAAUGUUCUCCUGAUGACUCUGAUAUUGGUGCAUCUGUUACAGCUCUGACAGUAGAUACAGUGUUUCCCUGUUCUAUAGAUGCCAAAUGUUUUACAAAGAACACAAAGCCUAUUAACCCACACACAGGUAAGGCAGGUGGAAGGCCACUGAUAUGUUCAGAGUGUGGGAAAUGUUUUACAAAGAAAUCACAACUUGUUAUACAUCAGAGAAGUCACACAGGUGAGAAGCCAUUUCCAUGUUCUGAGUGUGCGAAAUGUUUUACAAAGAAAUCACAUCUAGUUAUACAUCAGAGAAGUCACACAGGUGAGAAGCCAUUUCCAUGUUCUGAGUGUGGGAAAUGUUUUGCACUUAAAUCACUUCUUGUUAGACAUCAGAGUAGUCACACAGGUGAGAGGCCAUUUUCUUGCUCUGAGUGCGGGAAAAGUUUUACCUGGAAAUCCAAUCUUGUUAGACAUCAGAGAAGUCACACAGGUGAGAAGCCAUUUCCAUGUUCUGAGUGUGGGAAAUGUUUUGCAUGUAAAUCAGAUCUUGUUAUACAUCACAGAAGUCACACAGGUGAGAGGCCAUUUCCAUGUUCUGAGUGUGGGAAAUGUUUUGCAUGUAAAUCAGAUCUUGUUAUACAUCACAGAAGUCACACAGGUGAGAAGCCAUUUUCUUGCUCUGAGUGUGGGAAAUGUUUUGCAUGUAAAUCAGAUCUUGUCAUACAUCACAGAAGUCACACAGGUGAGAAGCCAUUUUCUUGCUCUGAGUGCGGGAAAUGUUUUACACACAAAUCACGACUUGUUACCCAUCAGCAAAGUCACACAGGUGAGAAGGCAUUUCCAUGUUCUGAGUGUGGGAAAGGUUUUGCAGACAAAUCACAUCUUGUUAGACAUCAGAGAACUCACACAGGUGAGAAGCCAUUUUCUUGCUCUGAGUGCGGGAAAUGUUUUACACAGAAAUCAGUUCUUGUUAUACAUCACAGAAGUCACACAGGUGAGAAGGCAUUUCCAUGUUCUGAGUGUGAGAAAUGUUUUACACAGAAAUCAGAACUUAUUACACAUCAGCGAACUCACACAGGUGAGAAGCCAUUUCCAUGUUCUGAGUGUGGGAAAUGUUUUGCACACAAAUCAGCUCUUGUUAGACAUUACAGAAGUCACACAGGUGAGAAGCGAUUUCUAUACUCUGAGAAAUAAAUCAUCUCUUGUUACACACAAUAGACAUCACUCAGAUGAGGAACCAUUUUAAUCUUCUGGAGUAUACUUAUCAUUGCCAUGCAUUGUUCUUCAAGGUUCUUAUCCUAUCUCCUAUGCUUUUUGCAAUAUACAUGUUACCACCGGGUGAAAUAAUCAGAUGUCAUGCCCUCAUCUACCACUGCUAUACAGAUGACCUGUCUUUGCUCUAGGUACUGAGAACCCAGUACCAAUCCUAAAGGGUUGUCUAGCUGAGCUCCAGGUGUGGGUGAUGCCAGUUGGCUGUGAUUCAGUCCUGAUGAAGCAGGUCUUUAAGCUCACCACCAAAGGGCAGGGCUACAGUUCAGCUUUGCAAACCAACCAGACUUACGCUUGGGGGUUCAGAGUUACAAAAUGCUGAUCAUGUGUGGAAUCUUGGUGUCCUGGAUAGUGGAGUGACACUUAGACAUCAGUAUCUGCCACAAUCAGAUCCUCAUCUGAGGAACAUAGUCAGACUCCAACACUUUAUUCCCUCAGAAGAUCUACCUACAGUCAUACAUGUACUUGUAUCAUCACGCAUAGACUACUCCAAUUUCUUCUACCUGGGUCUCCUAGCAAAAGAAUUGCACCGCUUGUAGCUUGUACAGAAUGCAGCAGCCAGGCUUUUACCUAACCAGCCCGUUCCUGCCACAUAACACCCAUUCUCUGCUCCCUUCACCGGCUGCCUGUAAGAUGGUGACUCUAUUACAUAAUGGGCUAUCCCAACCCUACAUGACCAGGGUCCAUGGUACCAGAAGCAGCUUCUGCCUCGUUACUGCCCUGCUUGCUGCCAUCUGCAGAUGAAGAACUGUUACCAGCAGUACCAAGAAUCCCCAAGAAGUUCUUAGAUGUCAGAGGUGGAGACAGGGUGGUGGCACUAGUGCUGCAGCGGGGGCUGCCGGAGGCACUGUCUGUGGGUAAUAUUGUCCUCAAGCAGCACUAAGGUGUCAGAGGGGAGACAGGGCAGUGGCAGUAG
Molecule: messenger RNA, 2840 nt
Organism: Pseudophryne corroboree (corroboree frog)
Lineage: Eukaryota; Metazoa; Chordata; Amphibia; Anura; Myobatrachidae
Product: oocyte zinc finger protein XlCOF22-like
Exons: 5
Coding region: 11-1849 (612 amino acids)
Biological process (GO): regulation of transcription by RNA polymerase II
Cellular component (GO): PcG protein complex; chromatin; transcription regulator complex
Molecular function (GO): RNA polymerase II cis-regulatory region sequence-specific DNA binding; DNA-binding transcription factor activity, RNA polymerase II-specific
Source: RefSeq, a predicted model, not a curated record